CCUCCCUCUAUCAAACUGCACAGUCCUGCUACAGUCUCGAGCAGUCCUCUCUCCUCGUGUCUUCUUGUGAUCAACAGACAGUCAACCAUCAUGUUUCAGACCCACAGCCUCAUUGGUGGACCCAGCAUGGUCGUCAGACAGAGCCGCAGCUACACAUCAAGUGCUGCUCCCAACAAGGCUCACAGCGUGUCUGGAUACAGCUACAGAUCAGGCCCCCGCAUCUCCUCUGCCAGCUCACGCAUGGUCUCCUCUGGGUUUGGAGGCGGCAUGGGGUACAGCAGCGGUGGGUUCGACCUGUCCAAUGCCUUGGACCAGAGCAACGUGCAACUGAACGAGAAGGCCACCAUGCAGAACCUGAAUGACCGUCUGGCCUCCUACCUGGAUAAGGUCCGCUCUCUGGAGUCGGCCAACUCCAAGCUGGAGAUUCAGAUCCGAGAGUACUACGAGAAGAAGGGCCCUGCAGCAGAGAGAGACUACAGCAACUACUGGGCCAUUAUCAAUGACCUGAAGGACAAGAUCGCUGCCGCCACCAUCGGCAAUGCCAACAUCCUGCUCCAGAUUGACAACUCCAAACUGGCUGCUGAUGACUUCAAAACCAAAUUCGAGCAUGAGCUGAUGAUGCGCCAGUCAGUCGAAGCCGACAUCGCCAACCUGCGCCGCCUGCUGGACCAGACCACCUUGACAAAGGCUGACCUGGAGAUGCAGAUUGAGGGCCUGCAGGAUGAGCUGGCCUACCUCAAGAAGAAUCACGCAGAGGAGUUGGCAGCACUGCGGUCUCAGCUUACUGGCACAGUCAAUGUGGAGGUGGAUGCUGCACCCCAGCAAGACCUCAACAAAGUCCUGGAGGAGAUCCGCUCCCAGUACGAAGCCAUCACUGACAGACAUCGUCGCGACCAGGAGGCAUGGUUUAAUGAGAAGUCGACAAGCCUGUCCAAGGAGGUGGCCAUCAGCACAGAGACAAUCCAGACCACCAAGACAGAGAUCAGUGACCUGCGGCGCACAAUGCAGGGCCUGGAGAUCGAGCUGCAGUCUCAACUCAGCAUGAAAGCGGCGCUGGAAAACACACUGGCGGACACAGAUGCUCGUUACAGCCACAUGCUCGCCGGUUUCCAGAACACGAUCAACAUGUAUGAGGCAGAACUCUCCAACGUACGUGCAAGCAUCGAGCAGCAGGGCCAGGACUACAGGAUGCUGCUGGACAUCAAGACCAGGCUGGAGCAGGAGAUUGCAACCUACAGGAGCCUGCUGGAAACAGAGGAGUCCAGACCCAUUGCUACAGGGGGCACAAAGACCACAGUCACAACCACCACUGUGCGCAGUUCCAGCUAGGAGAUCCAACUGGCAGGACAAGCUGUUCUCAGACACGCGCACACACACGAGCAGAGUUUGAUUAAUAAAAGCUGUUACACGAGAUGACUGAAACUGUAAUGAGGAAAUGAAGGAGAAAACUGAGACUGUUAGAAGCAGAGCCUGUGUUAAAGUUUAAGUAUGAAACAACAUUUGCAAUUUAGAACAAAUGCCUGACCUGUUGUGUGUGUGUGUGUGUGUGUCUGUGUAUCCAGUCUAAAAAAUAAAACUGCUGGUGCAUAAAA
Molecule: messenger RNA, 1592 nt
Organism: Larimichthys crocea (large yellow croaker)
Lineage: Eukaryota; Metazoa; Chordata; Actinopteri; Sciaenidae
Gene: krt94
Product: keratin 94
Exons: 8
Coding region: 91-1329 (412 amino acids)
Cellular component (GO): cytoskeleton
Molecular function (GO): structural molecule activity
Source: RefSeq, a predicted model, not a curated record